AAAAAAAAUUCAACGAGAUAAAGAAGUUUCAGCGUUCAGAAGAAAAAGAAACGAUCAUGUCUUCCUCCUUCUCUACACAAUCAGAACCAGCAAGUUGCUAUUAUGGAUUAUCUGCACAAUAUCAAGAGCAAUAUGAAUAUCUUCGAAGCAUGAAUUACAAUCUAGAGGUGCAGCGCCCCAAGCUCAUGCCCACCGAUUGGUUAAAUUUUCAUAUCGAUGUUCUCUCGCAUUCAGUUGAUUCUAACUCAGUUACAUGUCUUAACACCUUACUCAACAAUUAUCAAGAAGUUAGCAGCAAAAGGUUCUUUCGAGAGGGUAAAGAUUGGUUUCGGUCUAUCUUGUUCCACCAAGACUUUCCCUCUGAUUCACUCGAGCAACUAGCACUGAAGCUCGUGUCAGAAGUUCAUGAAUUGUUCAAUUUCGAUGAGAGAUUAUUUGGUUCUGAUCUUGCUAUUGGAGUUGGACCUUCCGAUGCUCGUCGGUUCACUUUGCAUCUUAGAAUUGUCGUGGAAAUCUAAUUAGUUAGAUAUUAGAUAUAUAGUAGCCAUAUUUUCGCAAAUUAAAAGCUAUUAUGUUCCUUGUUUUGAUCACACUGUUGAAUGCAUAAAAGCUACUAUUUUCCUUGUUUUGAUCAAA
This is a messenger RNA of Medicago truncatula (barrel medic), 636 nucleotides long. RefSeq lists its product as uncharacterized. The record is from RefSeq and is a predicted model, not a curated record. NCBI's taxonomy places the organism in Eukaryota, Viridiplantae, Streptophyta, Magnoliopsida, Fabales, Fabaceae. The transcript has 2 exons. The coding region runs from base 57 to 518 and encodes 153 amino acids.